Perca fluviatilis (European perch) is the source of this 3896-nucleotide messenger RNA. RefSeq names its product NACHT, LRR and PYD domains-containing protein 12-like. The transcript has 6 exons. Gene Ontology annotation, molecular function: protein binding. Lineage: Eukaryota; Metazoa; Chordata; Actinopteri; Perciformes; Percidae. The record is from RefSeq and is a predicted model, not a curated record.
AUGAAGACAGUGGACCAGAUGCUCUCGACCUACAGUAUGAACACCAUUAAAGUGACCGGAAUAGUUUUAGUGAAGAUUAAUCAGAAUGAGCUACUGAAGAAUUUAUCAAACACCAUCUCAGAACCUGCAGAUAUUCUUGCUUCGUGCCAGCAAAAAGUCAAAUCUAACUCACAAAAUAAGUUUCUGUGUGUGUUUGAGGGGAUUGCUAAAGCUGGAAACAAAACCCUUCUGAAUAAGAUGUUCACAGAGAUCUACAUCACAGACAGAGAGACUGAAGAGGUCAAUGUUGAACAUGAGGUCAGACAGAUUGAAGCAGCAUCCUGGAAACCAGACAGACCAGAAACAACAAUCAUAUGUAAAGACAUCUUUAAAACCCCACCUGGAAGAGAGGAACCAAUCAGAACAGUGAUGACUAAGGGAGUGGCUGGCAUCGGGAAAACAGUCUUAACACAGAAGUUCACUCUGGACUGGGCUGAAGACAAAGCUAACCAGGACAUCCAGUUCACAUUUCCAUUCACUUUCAGAGAGCUGAAUGGGCUGAAAAAGAAAAAGUUCAGCUUGGUGGAACUCGUUCAUUUGUUCUUUAGUGACACCAAAGAAGCAGGAAUCUACAGGUUUGAAGAGUUCCAGGUUGUGUUCAUCUUUGACGGUCUGGAUGAGUGUCGACUUCCUCUGAACUUCCACAACACUGAAAUCCUGACUGAUGUUACAAAGUCCACCUCAGUGGGUGUGCUGCUGACAAACCUCAUCACGGGGAAUCUUCUUCCCUCUGCUCGCCUCUGGAUAACCACACGACCUGCAGCAGCAAAUCAGAUCCCUCCAGGGUGUGUAGACAUGGUGACAGAGAUCAGAGGGUUCACUGACCCACAGAAGGAGGAGUACAUCAGGAAGAGAUUCACAGCUGAGGAGCAGGCCAGCAGAAUCAUCUCCCACAUCAAGACAUCACGAAGCCUCCACAUCAUGUGUCACAUCCCAGUCUUCUGCUGGAUCAGUGCUACAGUUCUGGAGGAUGUGUUGAAGACCGGAGAGGGAGGAGAACUGCCCAAGACCCUGACUGAGAUGUACAUACACUUACUGGUGGUUCAGUCCAAAGUGAAGAACAUCAAGUAUGACGGAGGAGCUGAGACAGAUUCACCCUGGAGUGAAGAGAAUAGGAAGAUGAUCGAGUCUCUGGGAAAACUAGCUUUUGAGCAGCUGCAGAAAGGCAACCUGAUCUUCUACGAAUCAGACCUGACAGAGUGUGGCAUCAAUAUCAAAGCAGCCUCAAUGUACUCAGGAGUGUUCACACAGAUCUUUAAAGAGGAGAGAGGACUGUACCAGGACAAGGUGUUCUGCUUCGUCCAUCUGAGUGUUCAGGAGUUCCUGGCUGCUUUUCAUGUCCAUCUGACCUUCACCAACUCUGGAGUCAAUCCGCUAUUGGAGAAACAGAAAAACACCUGGUUGUCUAAAGUUUUCAGGGACAAAGCAGCAUCGUUCUACCAGAGUGCAGUGGACAAGGCCUUACAGAGUCCAAAUGGACACCUGGACUUAUUCCUCCGCUUUCUCCUGGGUCUUUCGCUGAAGACCAAUCAGAAUCUCCUACGAGGCCUGCUGACACAAACGGAAAGUAGCUCAGAGACUAAUCAGGAAACAGUGGAGUACAUCAAGAAGAAGAUUAAUAAGAAUCGGAUUGCAGAGAGAUGCAUCAAUCUGUUCCACUGUCUGAAUGAACUGAAUGAUCGUUCUCUAGUGGAGGAGAUCCAACGGUCUCUGAGAUCAGGACGUCUCUCCACAGAUACUCUGUCUCCUGCUGACUGGUCAGCUCUGGUCUUCAUCUUACUGUCAUCAGAAGAAGAUCUGGACGUGUUUGACCUGAAGAAAUACUCUGCUUCAGAGAAGGCUCUUCUGAGGCUGCUGCCAGUGGUCAAAGCCUCCAAGAAAGCUCUGUAAGUGUGUUUAUUCAUUAAUAAAUACUCUAUCUUUCAACAGGAGAGAAACAUAAAUAUAUUGUUUCCUUCCUGUUGUCUCUCCAGACUGAGUGACUGUAACCUGUCAGAGAGAAGCUGUGAAGCUCUGUCCUCAGUUCUCAGCUCCCAGGCCUCUAGUCUGAGAGAGCUGGACCUGAGUAACAAUGACCUGAAGGAUUCAGGAGUGAAGCUGAUCUCUGAUGGACUGAAGAGUCCACACUGCAGACUGGAGACUCUCAGUCUGUCAGGCUGUCUGAUCUCAGAGGAAGGCUGUUCUUCUCUGGUCUCAGCUCUGAGCUCCAACCCCUCCCAUCUGAGAGAGCUGGACCUGAGCUACAAUCAUCCAGGAGACUCAGGAAUGAAGCUACUGUCAGCAGGACUGAAGGAUCCUCACUGGACACUGGAAACUCUCAGAUUUAUGCCGAUGGAUCAGAGGUUGGCCGUCAGGGCCAGCAGGGCCUUCUCUGCUGGACAAGAGAUUGAAUAUAAUAUUCGACGCCACUACGAGACUCAUCACAGCAAAAAAUAUGACGGCUUGCAAGGACAACUGAGAAGAGAUAAGAUUAACGAAUUGCUGGCGGGUCUGAGGAAACAGCAGUCAACUUUCAUCCAGAGCCGAGAAGUCAGUGAAGCAGCGGUAAAAGCCAGCUACCUAAUUGCUAGCGAAAUAGCAUUAGCAUCGAAGCCGUAUUCCGACGGUGACUUUGUUAAACGAUGCAUGAUGAAGGCGGCUGAACUUGUAUGUCCCGAGAAGCGACAAGCUUUUGCCAAUAUUAGCCUGACGAGGAAUACUAUAGCAGAGAGGAUUUCGGAACUAUCGGCAGAUUUAGACAGUCAAUUGAAACAGAGAGUCAAGUCAUUUAUUGCAUUUUCCGUGGCAAUUGACGAGAGCACUGACAUCACAGACGUGGCCCAACUGGCCAUAUUUAUUCGAGGAGUUGAUGAGACAUUGACUGUUACUGAAGAGUUUCUUGAGUUGGUGCCAAUGAUGGACACCGCAACAGCCGAGGACAUUUUCGGCUCUGUCGUUGCUGCAUUGGACAGAGUUGGAGUGGACUGGUCCCGCGCUGUCAGCCUGGCUACAGACGGCGCGCCAUCCAUGGUCGGAAAGAAAGCAGGUGUCGCGACAAAGUUCAAAGACAAAGUACAAGCCCUUAAUGGAGGAGAUCGUUUCUGGACAUUUCACUGUAUUUUGCACCAGGAGGCAUUGUGUUGCAAGUCGCUGAAAAUGGACCACGUCAUGGAGGUGGUUGUUCGCACUGUAAAUUUCAUCCGGUCCAGAGGUCUGAACCAUCGUCAGUUUGACAAACUUCUCAGCGACAGCAACAUUACCCACAGCCUGCCAUACCACACUGAAGAACUCACAAUCGACACAAACACAGUGAACAGAAAACUCAAACUGUCUGACAACAACAGGAAGGUGACAUUAGUGGAGGAGGAUCAGCCAUAUCCUGAUCAUCCAGAGAGGUUUGACUGGUGGGAACAGCUGCUGUGUAGAGAUGGUCUGACUGGUCGCUGUUACUGGGAGGUAGAGGUGAGAGGAGAUGUUGAUAUAUCAGUGAGUUACAGAGGAAUCAGGAGGAGAGGAGACAGUGAUGACUGUUGGUUUGGAGAUAAUGAUCAGUCCUGGAGUCUGGAGUGCUCUUAUGGUCGUUACUAUGUCUGUCACAAUAAGAGCAGAACAGGCAUCUCCUCCUCCUCUGUCUUUGCUAGUUUAAAAGCCAUUAUCUCCUCUGAUAGAGUAGCAGUGUAUGUGGACUGUCCUGCUGGCUCUCUGUCCUUCUACAAAGUCUCCUCUGACUCACUGAUCCUCCUCCACACCUUCAACACCACAUUCACUGAACCUAUCUAUCCUGGGAUUGGGCUCUGUUUUCCUGGUUCAUAUGGUUCCUCAGUGUCUCUGUGUUCUGUUUAACUUCUUCUUCUUCUCUUGUUCUUCUUCUUCUUCUC